CCGCUCCCGCCCCCGCGCGCGCUCCCUCGCCUCCCCUCCCUCCACGCCUCCCCCGCGCGCGCCCCUCCCCUCGCGCCCCUCCCGCGCCCUACAUCCACCGCCCAGCGCAGGGGGCUCAGUCCGCAGCCGCCGCCGCCGCGCUUCGGCCUCGGUGCAGGCAGCGGCCGCCGCCGCCGAGACAGCUGCGCGAGCGAGCAUCCCCAGGCAGCACGUUGGAAGUUGUUGUGAGCUGUAUCCAGCCCUUGCCUAAUACAUCCUAUUUUCCACACAUCCAGCGUGAGGCCCCACCAGCUACAAGGUAGGCACUAUGGCUGAGAAGUUCAAUUGCCACUAUUGCCGGGAAGCCUUGCAAGGGAAGAAAUACGUGCAAAAGGAUGGCCACCACUGCUGCCUGAAGUGCUUUGACAAGUUCUGCGCCAACACCUGCGUGGAAUGCCGCAAGCCCAUCGGUGCGGACGCCAAGGAAGUGCACUAUAAGAACCGCUUCUGGCAUGACACCUGCUUCCGCUGUGCCAAGUGCCUGCACCCCUUGGCCAAUGAGACUUUUGUGGCCAAGGACAGCAAGAUCUUCUGCAACAACUGCGCCACUCGGGAGGAUUCCCCCAAGUGCAAGGGGUGCUUCAAGGCCAUCGUGGCAGGAGAUCAAAAUGUGGAGUACAAGGGGUCCGUCUGGCACAAAGACUGCUUCACCUGCAGCAACUGCAAGCAAGUCAUUGGGACUGGAAGCUUCUUCCCUAAAGGGGAGAACUUCUACUGCGUGACUUGCCACGAGACCAAGUUUGCCAAGCAUUGCGUGAAGUGCAACAAGGCCAUCACAUCUGGAGGAAUCACUUACCAGGAUCAGCCCUGGCAUGCCGAUUGCUUUGUGUGUGUUACCUGCUCUAAGAAGCUGGCUGGGCAGCGUUUCACCGCUGUGGAGGACCAGUAUUACUGCGUGGAUUGCUACAAGAACUUUGUGGCCAAGAAGUGUGCUGGAUGCAAGAACCCCAUCACUGGGUUUGGUAAAGGCUCCAGUGUGGUGGCCUAUGAAGGACAAUCCUGGCACGACUACUGCUUCCACUGCAAAAAGUGCUCCGUGAAUCUAGCCAACAAGCGCUUUGUUUUCCAUGAGGAGCAAGUGUAUUGCCCCGACUGUGCCAAAAAGCUGUAAACUGACAGGGGCUCCUGUCCUGUAAAAUGGCAUUGCAGUCUUGUUCUCUGUGUCCUUAUGCUCUGCCCUACACCAUCUAUAGGGGAAGAGUGGUCUUUCACCUCUUUAAAGUUGCUCCUUCUUUCUUUUAUCCCAUUUUACAGUAUUAUUCAAAUAAGGGCACACAGUUGGUCAUACUAGGAUUUAGCAAAAAGCAACCCUGCAGCAAAGUUAAUUUCUCUCCAGCUGCAGUUAAAAAACGAAAACUUAGAUAGAUUGACUCUUCUGCAUGUUUCUCAUAGAGCAGAAAAGUGCUAACCAUUUAGCCACUUAGUGAUGUAAGCAAGAAGCAUAAGAGAUAAAGCCCCCACUGAGAUGCCUUUCGUGGCUCAGCUGGGACCCACCGUGUAGUCACACGACACGCAAGAGUUGCAGCGGCUGCUCCAACUCACUGUUCACCCUCUUCUGUGAGCAGAAAAGAACUUACUGACGUGCAUGGUUUAACUUCCUCGUGAAAACUCUUACCUUCCUUCUGUUCUUUUGUGCUUUUAAAUGACUAACACGAAUUUCCAGAAAAUUAACAUUUGAACUUAGCUGUCAUUCUAAACUGACCUUUCCCCUGUACUAACUUUUGAUUUCCACGUGUGGCAUGUUUUCUGAGCGUUCCUACUUUAAAGCAUGGAACGUGCAGGUGGUAUGGAAAGUGUAGGCAGAUCUGAGAAAAACGAGCCUGUUUCAGAGGAACAUCGUCACAGAGGAUACUUUCGGAAGCUUAACAAAACUAAUCCUGCUGUCCUUUCUAUUGUUUUUAAUCAAUAUUUUUCGUUUUAAUCAAUAGCAGAAUAUUUUAUGGGUUUGGAAACUUGCAUGAAAAUCUUCUAGCCCCCCUCAGACGUUCCUGCAGUGUUGAAAUUCAUACUACACAAGUAACCGUAAAACUCUAGAGGUGUAGCUGAGCAGGCGCCAGGGCUAUCAUCAGCAUGGAUCUGACAUUUCAAAACAGUGACUCGUUGAAUCCCUUGUAACAUAGUAGUUGCCUGCUCUUUGUUCAUGUGUUAACGAGGACUGUUAAGUCCCUUCUCUUGUGAUUCCUAGGACUUUCCUCAAGAGCUUAGCUGGAUCUCUGGGGGAGUGGGGAGGCCACCAUCCUCACAGGCAGAACCGGAUUCCACCUACUGCUUACCUGAAAUGCAGGAUCACCUACUUACUGUAUUCUACGUUAUUAUAUUACAUAGUAUAAUGAGACAAUAUCAAAAGUAAACAUGUAAUGACAAUACGUAUUAACAUUCUUGUAGGUGUGGUUAUAGAAGCUGAUGCCUCAUUUCUACAUUUUGUCAUUAGCUAUUAUCAUCUAAUGUUUCCGUGUAUCCUUACAGAAAUAAAGCAGCAAAUAAAUAA
Messenger RNA from Propithecus coquereli (Coquerel's sifaka), 2527 nucleotides. RefSeq names its product four and a half LIM domains 1 (gene FHL1). Gene Ontology annotation, molecular function: transmembrane transporter binding. Gene Ontology annotation, biological process: muscle organ development. The coding region runs from base 308 to 1150 and encodes 280 amino acids. The record is from RefSeq and is a predicted model, not a curated record. NCBI's taxonomy places the organism in Eukaryota, Metazoa, Chordata, Mammalia, Primates, Indriidae. The transcript has 7 exons.